CCACACACGAAUGCCAGUUCCCUUUGUGAAGCAUACCUGGUUUUGCUUCUAUCCCGUAUACGUCCGAAGAUAUCCACGACGCCUCCAUACAGGGAGAAGCAUAGCAAGUUUCAAAGCGCGUUGAUGGGAAUGAAACAAGCCUCACUUGGAAAGCCAAGCUUAAUCUGACCUCUUGAUAACUGACAUAAUUGGAAAUGUCUGCAGAUGGAGACCAAGAUUCCGUGGACUGGGAGAAUCUUUCCGAUCGGGAGUACCAACGUGCACUGUUUCGUGAAUACGAGCUCAAACAGAAGUCAAAUUUCAACGAGGCCGUGGAAGUGCACGAUGAGAGCACAAACGAUGCAAAUGAUGCGUUGCCAGUACCGAGUGAGAAAGCGGGGGACAAUGAGAGCAACGGUACUCGAUGUUCGGACAAAGCAUCAUCAGUCAAUGUGCAACCUUGGCAAUACCCUCCAGCUCCAUUGCAAACACUGGGACUUUCUCGGAGGAAUGGUUGGUCAGACUUCGUUGACUACGAUGUGAUCACUGUACAUGGUGUUCGAGAUGAUCAUCAAACUGUAUGGACAAACAAGCAGGAUGGCUCGAGUUGGAUUGAACGCGUAUUGUUCCGAGACCUUUCGAUUAGACAGUUGGACUAUGUCUACGGUACAGGCAACUCUGCUCGCAUCUAUGACCCAAGCGCAGACGGCAUUUCUACUGAGGCGAAUGAUUUGCUGAAAAGCCUGGCACAAGACAGAGCUCAGCUCGGAUUUACCGAAGCCCACCGUCCUAUCAUAUGGAUAUGCCACGACUUGGGAGGCAGCAUUGUGAAAAAGGCUCUCAUCAACGCAAUACACAACGAACCAGAACCUGGAUCACAAGAUGGUCCCGUACAUUCUCUGCAUAUUCGAACUAUAUACAGGAGGCUACCAUUGCUCACAUCAUCAAUCAUUUUCCUGGCGUGCCCACAAGGCAACAAGUCCGAAGAGUUGAAAGAUCAACUGUUCACCUUGCUGAAUUUGCCAGGCGUUCCAAUUAGAACGCAGAUACAAAAUAAGGUUGCCAAUCUAUCUCGACAAAUCGAAGCCAUUGACCUUGAGUUUUUGGAGACAAAAGUUUUGGAUCACGCUGUGAUCGUGAACAUCGGCACAGCGGACGCAGAAGAUAUAACUGCGGUGCCUGAAACGUCAACUCAUAUUUUCUCACCACUAGUGAGCGAACUGCAGAACAAUCUCGCGUAUCGAAGCAGCAUAGUGCUGACAGGGACAGACCACCUGUCGCUUGUGAUGGGUUCUUCUACUUUGUUAUGGUCCGGCUGGAUCUUUAAUUUGUCCCAGCUAUUUAACCAAACGCCUGGAUUCAACAUCAAGAGACGCCACGCUCAUUUUGCAUAUCAGAGUUCACUGUUGUACCUCUCGCCCCCGACGCGAGUCUACAAAUACGAAUACGAAGAUCCAAGCCAUGGCCCCGCCCUGUCGUGGAUACUUGAGCAAGAUCCUAUCGUCAGACAGCUCGCCCGGCAGCAUGAUUCGAGAAUUGUGUAUCUUCAUGCUGGACGGAUCGCUGGUCAGGCCAUCAAUAUGAAACUGAUGUCUCAGCAGCUAUACACUGCGUAUGAUAUUCAGAAAGACCCCAAUUCUGUGUAUCGACCAGAAAUUGGCUGUUUCUAUUUCGAGUUCGAUAAGCAUGAUAUCAGGCGGGCUAGCAUCAAAGAUAUGAUCGUGUCCUUCUUGAUCAUCUUUGCGGGACGUUUCUGGUCCAAGUCGGCUGAUAGCUACCUGGUGUCAUCAGCUGCUUACAUGCGGCGUUUCAGAUCAUGGUCAACGAGGCAUCUGAUCAACGUGUUCCUGGAUGUGCAGAAAGCCCCCGCCAUGCAAGCGAUUACAGUAAUACUUGGUGGACUUGACAAUUGUGAAGAGAAGGAGCGAUUCGCUUUUACUCAGGCCGUGCUGGAUCGCCAAGACCGCAGCGAGAUACCAUUUAACCUCAUCAUAACGACGAGGGAACCAGACGACUUUCUGUGUGACCAUUUGCCACCAGCAAACAUCAUCAACCUGGAAGACUGUCCGCUCUCAGUGGAGGAUUACCUUACUUGUCCAGGUCCGCUCGUCACCGAGGACAGAAUCAAAUGUCUGCUGGCCAGACGGCCGGAACUCACCCAAUUUGGUCUGGAGCUGUACCAAAUUUUCAGCAAGUUAGGGGCAGUACCCACCCUACAAGAAACAAUGCUAGACGGGUUUUCAAACUACCAAUGUGAUUCCCUCGCCGAAAUCACCGACAAGAUCCGGAAGAGAGCAUGCAGUCCUCACCAGGAGCUCUGGAGCGGCAUCGUGAACCAGCUUCCGACCACGGAACAACGCAUUGCGAUGCACAUCUAUGGCUGGAUAAAAUAUGCCGCAGAACCUCUCACAUUGGAAAUUCUGGUCGAGUCCGUCAAGUACACGUUGCCGAGGGAGAUGGCACAACUAAAACAAAUGUGGAACUACGGGGAUUUCAGCAGCUUUUUGGAGAGAGUCAUGGGAGGAAUCAUCUUACGAGAUGGUCAUGACUUCAAAUUCUCAGAUGACGCCUUCUAUAACGUGUCAGCGAGCACUGAAGUCGACGCUGAGCGGGAUCAGGCACACCGUUCCCAUGCAAGCAUGGCCGCAACGUGUUUGCAUUACCUCUUGGGUACAGAAGGGCAGGGAAUGCUCACUUCUCUCUCAGUGGAGAAACAGGGCAUGGGGGAUCUGGGCUGGUCACUGGUAACACUUCCUCGGCAUAGCCUAGUCUCAUACGCGCUGCGAUUCUGGACAUUCCACUACCGAGCAGCCGGUGACUAUCGGCCAACUCAGCUGGCAUCGGAACUUCUUCAAAACGGGCUCAAAAAAGCCGCUUGGGCAGAAGCACUUUACGUUGCGUCAAAUCCAUUUACUAGGAUGGAAAGAGAAUACGUGUCCUCGCUUCCAUACAUGGCCAUGUUCGGGCUUGACGACCUUGUUCGCAGUCAUAUUGAGAACGAGGAAGCCCGCAAUAGUCGGAACUAUGACCAUUGGCUGGCAAUUGCAGAAGCGGCAUUGAAUGGGCACGGGUCGACAGUGGCUCUACUCCUCGAUCACACCGAUACCGACGCAGCUGGCCUAGGAGAAGCCUUAACUUGUGCAGCCCGAUACGGUGAAGGGGAGGCACUGGAUAUCCUGAUAUCCAGAGCGCAGCAGCUAGAAUGUUUCAGCUGGCCGCGAGGAAUCCUUGCCCACGCCGUGACCGCCGGACUUGAGAAUCUUGUGUCAGCUCUGGCGCAGGCUGGUCAUGAUCUGGAUGAAGCCGGUUACGACUACCCUUUGGAUGAAGAGCACAGCAAAAGGGACUGGCGCGCUGUUCACCUCGCAAUAGAGUUCGGCCAGGACAGGUUACUGAAGAUUUUACUGGAAACCGGUCGCGUGGACCUCGGACUCGAAGACAGUAGUGGGCAGUCGGCCCUGGUACUGGCGACCAAAUUGGGCACUGCCGCAUCGAUACGACAACUGCUAGAUGCGGGAGCCGAUCUCGCCACUCAGGAUCCCAGAGAUAUUCAGGCAUUGCUCUACAAUACCAUUUCAUAUGGGAACUACAAGGCCCUGGAGAUGCUCAUUGCGGCCAAAGUCUAUUCAUCUCAUCUCCUUACGCACAGUAUUCACGACUCCUCCACUGGUAUCUCAUCUACCGCUCUAUCGCAGGCUGCCAAACUCGGUUUCAGCCAAUGCACUCGCAUCCUUCUGGACAAUGGCGUCGAUCCUAACGCUGUCACCGAAAGUGGAAGUGCUUUGUGGCAUGCAAUAGUUUCUGGGCCGCAUAUUGAGAUUUGCCGCAGUCUCCUGGACAAGGGAGCAAGCCCCGAAUAUCUCCCGGACAAGGAAACAAGCCCUGAAUACUUGGAUCUUGAACCAGAGGAUACGAUGUUGACACGAGCCAUCAAAAUUGGGAACAAGUUACUCGUUGAGGUGCUACUUGAUUAUGGGGCCCAGAUGAUUGUAGGGGACGGGGGGUUCCCGCGCAACGCCCUUGCUUGUGCCGUUCACAAUGAUCAGUACGAGAUCAUGGAAUUACUUCUGAAGCGAGACGCGAACCCGAACCCAGUGCCUGAAGGACAAGGUACAGUUUGGUUAUUGGAGACAUGUUCGCCACUGUUUGUUGCGGCUCAUGACCGCCGCGAUACCCGCUUCAUGAAGACACUCAUCGACCACGGCGCAAACGUCAAUUGGAGAUCAGCUCGCCGGGAAGGGUGGGCUGCUAUGUCUACGGAAGGGCUUUCCGUAUUGCACAUGGCCGUGAAGGAACAGUCGAAAGAGAGUGUCCAAUUGCUUUUGGAACAGACUGACUCGAAGGUAGACCUCGAAUUAGCUAGCACGGACUCGUUUCGGAAAACAGCACUUUGCGUUGCCUGCGAGGGAGACGAUGCAGCUAUUCGGGAACUUCUCCUUGACGCCGGUGCCGAUAUCAACCACACAAGGAGUGAUGGCAUGUCCCCGCUCAUGAUUCUCUUUGCUUCUCAUGAGGGACUUCGCGAGGAUGAUGUGGCGAUGAUGCUCAAGCGAGGUGCAAAACUUGAUCAGGUAACAGACAGACAGUGCACGAUUCUACACGGCAUCGACAGUGCCACGCAACUACCAGCAGUAAUGCGCCUGGUAGAAGAAGGUGCACCGGUCAACACAGUCAACGACUGCGGUGAGACGCCCCUCGCAAUUGCAUUGCGAAGAGGGAAUUGGAGAGUUGCCCGAUACCUGACAACAGUGAAGGGCGUGCGAAGUGACAUCUGUCAUCCCACGUGUGGAAGCAUCUUGCACAUCGCUGCCGAGACUACGACUCUGGAGAUGGUAAAACAGCUUGUCAGAACAGGCGCGGAACCCAGUGUCGUGGACCCCGGGUACAAGAAAUCCGCGUCCGUGCUCUACUCCGCGAUUGAAAAUAUAGACGAGACCGAACGUUGGAAGAUCGUUCGGUAUCUCGUAGAGGAACUUGGAGUUGAUGUCAAUGCCUUUGGGGGAAGCGUGGGUCGUCCUCUACACCUAGCGUUGGUCGACCGGAAGCAGAAGGGAAGUGCUCUGAUGAAAUACCUCCUCCGGCAUGGGGCCGAUCCGGACCAAUCCGACAGUUUCGGCCGCACAGCCUCUCACUGGGCGGUCAUGUGCUCGGACUUCGAUGCAUUGAAGAUUCUCGGCAAAUUUGGGGCCGACUUUUCAAAGCCCGACAUGUUCGGCCGCACACCAAUACACUUUGCGGCUGUUGAGGAGAACACCGAAAUCAUAGCUUACAUCGUCGAAAGGGUCCCCAAGGAUGUUGACAUCAUCAACAUUGUCGAUGUAGAUGGUUGGACACCACUGAUGUGGGCAUGCAAGACACACCGCAGCUAUUUCUAUCGCUUUGGCCUGGGUCUCAUCAACGAUUACAAAGCCGACGCGCGUAUCCGGAGCAAAGAUGGGCAGUGGUCGGCGCUCAAACUGCUCUCAUCAAACCUCAGAGAGCUCAGUUGUUACAGAGUCGAUCAUGCGUUAGAGUAUAUCGAUGAUAUGGCAAAGUGUUGUGAGACUCAGGGUGUUGAGCAAAGCCUCAUCGAGCGCGAUCGCGAGCCCGAAUCUCCUUUGGUUAACGAUGAUGAUAAUCAUGUUUAUCCUACAUGUCACUAUUGCCGGACGGAGUGUACACGUUGUGGCCCAACUUUGAUGUGCCGUCAAUGCAACCUCUAUUUGUGCUUCAAGUGUAGUCCCCACGCCGGAGAAAUGCAUGACCAGAGGCACACAAUGAUUGAUCCUUACGAACCCUUUUAUGCCGACGAAGGAUCUGAUCUGGAUGCUGAACCAUUUGUCCAUGAAAGUGAAUCCGGGGUAGAGACCGAGACUGAGGAAGAGGAGACCGAAAGCGAAACCGAAGAUGAGGAGGAAGAGGAAGAGGAUAGUGAGUAGAUCAAGCUUAUGUACUUCUAG
Messenger RNA from Diaporthe batatas, 5918 nucleotides. RefSeq lists its product as uncharacterized. The record is from RefSeq and is a predicted model, not a curated record. The transcript has 8 exons. Gene Ontology annotation, molecular function: protein binding. Lineage: Eukaryota; Fungi; Ascomycota; Sordariomycetes; Diaporthales; Diaporthaceae. The coding region runs from base 195 to 5897 and encodes 1900 amino acids.